UGUCGGCUGUCGUGACAUAAAAUAAUUCUAUUUUGUGUGAAUUAUCUGUUUUUAACUUAUUAUUCAUAUUUUCCAAUAACGUAUUAUACUUUAGCGUAUCCACGAUGGCCGUACCCGACUACAAACUAAGUGCAAUUUUGGUUGGUCAUUCUAUGGAUGUACGUUGUGUAGCAAAAACUAACGAACAUUGUAUACUGUCGGCAUCCCGGGAUAGAACUGCUAAGCUUUGGCAUCCAGAGGGAGUAAAGGAUUAUGCUGCUAUUGUUACAUAUAAAGGACACAAAAAUUUUGUAUCUUGUGUGUGCUGGUUGCCGCCGUGUGAAGCCUUCCCUGAGGGGCUUGUUGUGACUGGGAGCAAUGAUAAUACGAUUAUAGGCUACAGCCUGCGUGAUGGAUCUGUACAAAUAGAUUUAAAGGGACAUGAAAAUGCCGUAUGUAAUGUAAAACCUGGUCAAGAGUCGGGAAUAGUGCUAAGCUCUAGUUGGGACAAUACAGCACGAGUGUGGAAUGUGAACAGCCCACAGAUGGCUCCAUUAGUGCUAAAAGGUCACCAAGCAGCUGUGUGGUCAACAAUAGUGCUCGGAAAUGGUACAUACGCCACUGCAUCAGCUGAUAAAACCAUAAAAGUCUGGAGGAAAGAUGGUGCACUAAUUACUACACUCACAGGUCACACUGAUUGUGUCCGAGACUUAUCACUGGCAAGCUCUGAAACCUUUCUAAGCUGCUCCAACGAUGCUUCCAUUAGAUUAUGGACAAACAAGGGAGAAUGUCUCAACACAUACUUUGGUCACACUAACUAUAUUUAUAGCAUAAGUGUAAAUCCAACAUUAGAACAUAGCUUUGCCAGUUGUGGUGAGGACGGUAGUCUCAGGAUCUGGCAAGCGGGAGACUGCAUCAGAGAGCUCCGACUUCCGGUGCAGUCUGUCUGGAGCGUUGUCUGUCUGGACAAUGGUGACAUAGUUACAGGUUCUAGUGACGGUCUUAUAAGAGUGUUCACCAAAGAUCCACUAAGAUAUGCGGAAGAAAGUGUGCUCAAACAAUUUGAUAGUGAUGUGGAAAACAUGAUAAGUGCGUCUCAACAAGAAAUUGGAGGUUUCAAACUUUCUGAAUUACCCGGGCCCGAGGCACUGUUAGAGCCGGGGAAGUCCCACGGUCAGACUAAGAUGGUGCGUCGGGGCACCAACGUCAAGUGUUACUCGUGGGACGCGGCGCAGGGUGCGUGGGCGGAAAUUGGUGAUGUUAUGGGCACGCAGCCGCCGAGUGAGGGCAAGACUAUGUAUCAGGGCAAGGAAUAUGAUUUCGUGUUUAGUGUGGACAUCAAAGACGGCGAACCGCCGAUCAAAUUGCCAUUCAACAAGACUGAAGACCCGUGGGUAGCGGCUCAAUCCUUCAUUCAUAAAAACAAUUUACCACAAGUAUAUUUGGAGCAAGUAGCUAAUUUUAUUAUUACUAAUGCCAAACUGACUACACUGCCAACUCCUAAUAAUGGCUUCGCGGAUCCGUUUACGGGCGAAUCUCGGUACGUGCCCGGGUCAGGAGCGGCCGCUAAUGUCGGCGCGGCGCGAGAUCCCUUCACCGGUGCGGGCGCGUACGUCACGCCGAGCGCCGCCAGUGCGGGCGUGACGGACGAGCGACCGCUCAUACCGCACGACUCAUAUAUCAGAUUUGACCAGGCCAACGUUAAAGCAAUUCACGACAAACUAAAAGAAUUCAACAGCAGAGCUGGCAACAGUGCAGAACUCACCACUGAACAAUUAGAAGAAAUUAUUAAACUAGGAGAUUUGAAUACUGUGGCUAGUGAGCAAACAAUUUCCUUACUAAAAAGAAUAUUGGAAUGGCCAAAAGAUAUACUCUUCCCAGCAUUAGACAUAACGAGGCUAGCAGUUAGAAAUAAGUCAGUGAACGGACAAUUAUUUGAUACUUCAUUUGGACCAAAGUUUAUGGAAUUUUUACUCUCGCUACUUACACCAGACAAUCUCCCCGCGAAUCAAAUGCUCAGUAUGCGCGUUAUGGUUAACGCAUUCAGCGACCUGCCUGGAGAGAUGAUGGUGCUAGCGGCGCGGGAGAGUAUAGCGCAUGCGCUGCUCUGUCUUAAUAAGCUGUCUAAUAAUGCACAGAUCGCGGCGGCGUCGCUGACCCUGAACAUGUGUGUGGCGCUGGCGGCGUCGAGCGGCGCGGAGCUCACCGACACCACGCUCGCGCUUUUACCCGUGCUCUCUGACGCCGAGGCAUAUCUACGGGCACUGGUGGCUCUAGGUACCUUGCUAGCGGAGUCCCCUAACAAACUCAUCAUUCAAACGAAGAUUGUGUCCAACACUCAAGUUCACAACCGACUGAAAAUAGACUGCAACAACAACAGUGAUCCUAAGUAUAAGAAAAUAGCGUCCUGCUCCCAACAAAUAUUACGACUUUUAUGAGCUAGUUAUUUAUUUAUAUUUUUUAAACUUGUAUUUAUAAUUCAGAUACGCAUAGCUUUAAACAGUGAUUUUGAAAAUAAAGUAUUGCCGUUUUUGUCUUCAAAAACAUGUAUGAAAAGGAAGGACUAUAAAAAAAUAUAUUUAAAGCUAUGUGCAUCGUUGGGGUAAAGCUAGCCUUAUUAAAGCAAUAAAAUUGCAUUAAAACAACUCAAAACUUUCAUAAUGUAUUAAAAUAUAUGUCAAGAUGUAACGAUUCUCCGAAUAUAUGGUACAAUACAUUGAAUUAAAACUUAAUACCACAA
Molecule: messenger RNA, 2719 nt
Organism: Aricia agestis (brown argus)
Lineage: Eukaryota; Metazoa; Arthropoda; Insecta; Lepidoptera; Lycaenidae
Gene: Plap
Product: phospholipase A-2-activating protein
Exons: 16
Coding region: 105-2417 (770 amino acids)
Biological process (GO): ubiquitin recycling; proteasome-mediated ubiquitin-dependent protein catabolic process
Cellular component (GO): cytoplasm; nucleus
Molecular function (GO): ubiquitin binding
Source: RefSeq, a predicted model, not a curated record